UUUUGUUAUAAAUUUAGGACUCGAAGAAUUCAUUAUCAUACUCGAUAAAAUCGCACGAACUAACGUUAAUUCGAGACGGAAAUAAACUGUUGUUCACAGAAAUUAGGAUAAUAAGACGAAACGCACUCUCAGUAACCAGAGAAAAAAAAAAGAAAAAAAAAAGAAAGAAAGAAGGAAAUUGCAUCUGCACCAGCAUCAGCUUAUCCCUUUCCAUAUGGCAUAUGUGAGGCCGUGGUUUCCACGACAGUAACACGACCAUGAGCAUGAACACGAACAUGGAGUCGUGAAGAAAAUGUUUUGUGAGUGCCAUGAAGAAGAGGGCAGAGCUCCGACAACACGACCCCCAAGACUUGGAAGUUUUGAAAGCCGUUGCACAGGCCUGGUACAGCCACUCCGGCACUUCCAAGCCCAUGAGUGAAUUCGACGCUCAUCGAAGGAAUUUCAGAGGCAAGCCUUCAAGAUUUAAGCUUCAAGCUUUGACCAACCCACCAACUUCUUCUAAAGACACUCAUUGGGACUUUCAGCACUCACUCUGGGACUCCUAUGAGCUUGUCACUGUCUCCAGAAGGAUCGAGACAGGGUUAACUUUAGAUAACCCUUUUCAUGACUUAUGUGGUUCCACUCCAAUCCAACCCAAACGCAAGCCUGAGAGAAGCAGAUUCUACUUCUAUGUCAGAUUCCUUUCCUCCAGGGAAUCUAAUUCCAUGGCAAGCAACUAUUGAAAUUUCAAAUUAUGUGUGGGGUUUGUAUUGAUUGUAUCAACUAUCAAAAAGACAAAUGUUAAGAUGGCUACCAAAGCGCGAGUAAAAUUUGCUCAUCUGUUACCACCAAACAAUGUUGAUAAAGAGCUUCUACUUGAACUAGUAUUGUUUCCUCUUGAAUUUUGUACCAAAACAAUUGAUUACUACUUCAGAUAAUGA
Vigna unguiculata (cowpea) is the source of this 920-nucleotide messenger RNA. RefSeq lists its product as uncharacterized. The record is from RefSeq and is a predicted model, not a curated record. Lineage: Eukaryota; Viridiplantae; Streptophyta; Magnoliopsida; Fabales; Fabaceae.